This is a messenger RNA of Didymodactylos carnosus, 271 nucleotides long. Lineage: Eukaryota; Metazoa; Rotifera; Eurotatoria; Philodinida; Philodinidae. The record is from the annotation of a GenBank genome assembly.
UGUAACAACACAUGGUGCUGUGCAUACACCUAGAACAAGUCCGCAGCCACCCAAAACCGAUAUGAAUGAUACACAAUUACAGAAAAAAAUUAUCAAAAAACGAUCAUCACAGCUCUACCCGACUCCAUCAGUAGUAAUAGACAAAUAUGAUCUCGGCAAGAAAAUGGGCGAUGGUAAUUUUGCGAUUGUUAAACGAUCAAAAUUGAAAGGAGCUGACAAAGAAUAUGCAAUUAAAAUAAUUGAUAAAUCAAAAAUGAAGGUAUAUUCAUAG